GGAGCUUAUUAACUGGAGUUUUAAACUCUUUUGGGCGAGGGAGGAGCGAGGAAUAGAUUCGGCAUGGGGAGCGCGCGGCGGCCCAAGAAUCCCAUCCAGGCGCUCGUCUGGAGGAUCCAGCGCCAGAAUCCCCGCGUCAAGGCCGCGCUCCUGGCGCUGGCGGCAGUGAUUGGGAUCGUCUUCCUCAGGUAUGUCGUCAAGGAUCACGACACCCUCUUCGUCGCCUCCGAGUGCGUCCACGCCCUGGGGAUCGUCAUUCUCAUCUACAAGCUCCAGAAGGAGAAGAAUUGCGCCGGUGUGUCUUUGCGAUCGCAGGAGCUUACAGCGAUUUUUCUUCUCGUCCGGCUCUACUGCUCCACUUUCAUGGAGCAAAACAUCCACACUUUCCUCGACACGGCCACGCUCCUCGUCACGGCCUGGGUGAUUUAUAUGAUCCGGACCAAUCUCAAGGCAACUUAUGUCCAGGAACUCGAUAACAUGCCACUCUACUAUGUGCUGGCUCCAUGCGCAGUGCUCGCUAUCCUGGUUCAUCCUCUCAUCCGGUACCACCUUAUCAACAGAGUUUUGUGGGCGUUUUGUGUGUAUUUGGAGGCCGUCUCCGUGCUGCCUCAGCUUCGGGUGAUGCAAAAGGCUAAGCUUAUAGAACCCUUUACUGCGCUCUACGUUUUCGCCCUUGGGGUUGCAAGAUUUAUCAACUGUGCGCAUUGGCUGCUCCAGCUGAUAGAUGGACGUGGCUACCUCUUCUACACGCUGGGAACGCAGCUCAAACACCGGAGCUUGAUUCCUUAUGGCUUGUGGCCUGCCAUGGUUGUGGUCGCCGAGAUUGUCCAGACAUUCAUCCUUGCCGAUUUCUGCUACUACUACGUAAAGAGUGUGGCGGAGGGCCAGAUGAUGAUCCGGUUGCCUUCAAGUGUCUAGAAUUUCAUUUGGUUGUACAAGUCUUUUCUCCUCCUUUAAACUUUCUUAAGUUAACUUAAAAUGGCCGAUUAAAAGAGUA
Selaginella moellendorffii is the source of this 997-nucleotide messenger RNA. Its product is annotated as putative ER lumen protein-retaining receptor C28H8.4. The transcript has 6 exons. Gene Ontology annotation, cellular component: membrane. The record is from RefSeq and is a predicted model, not a curated record. Gene Ontology annotation, molecular function: ER lumen protein retrieval receptor activity. Bases 64 to 918 code for a protein of 284 amino acids. NCBI's taxonomy places the organism in Eukaryota, Viridiplantae, Streptophyta, Lycopodiopsida, Selaginellales, Selaginellaceae. Gene Ontology annotation, biological process: protein retention in ER lumen.